Molecule: messenger RNA, 2148 nt
Organism: Cladocopium goreaui
Lineage: Eukaryota; Dinophyceae; Suessiales; Symbiodiniaceae
Source: the annotation of a GenBank genome assembly
AUGCCAGUGGGUAUGGGAAUCAAUGGCUUCGGCCGCAUUGGUCGCUUGGUCUUCCGUGCUGCCUCCGGCAACCCAGACGCCGAGGUGAAGGCCAUCAACGAUCCUUUUAUGGAUUUGGAGUACAUGGUGUAUCAACUGAAGUAUGACAGCGUGCACAAGACCUUUGGAGGCACCAUUGCAGCCAAGAAGGAUGCUGGAAAAGAAUUCUUAGUUGUGAACGGCAAGGAAAUCGCCGUCUUCCACGAGAAGGACCCUGCGGCCAUCAAGUGGGGCGAGAGCGGGGCUGAGUACGUCUGCGAAUCCACAGGAAUCUUCACCACACAAGAGAAGGCGGCUCUGCACAUUGGUGGCGGAGCCAAGAAGGUGAUCAUCAGCGCUCCACCCAAGGAUGCCGUGCCCAUGUACGUCAUGGGUGUGAAUCAUGAGAACUACAAGAGCAGCGAUACCGUGGUCUCCAAUGCAUCCUGCACCACCAACUGCCUUGCUCCUUUGACCAAGGUGGUUCACGAGAACUUUGGCAUUGUGGAGGGGUUGAUGACCACCGUCCACGCCAUGACCGCCACCCAGCUGACCGUAGAUGGUCCCUCCCGUGGUGGCAAGGACUGGAGAGGAGGCCGAUGUGCCUCGCAGAACAUCAUCCCCUCCUCCACGGGGGCUGCCAAGGCUGUGGGCGUAGUCAUCCCUGACAUGAAGGGGAAGUUGACCGGUAUGGCCUUCCGGGUGCCCACGCCGGACGUCUCGGUGGUGGAUCUCACCUGCCGCCUGUCGAAGCCUGCGAAGUACGAGGAGAUCGUGAAGGCCAUCAAGGACGCUGCCGCGGGACCCAUGAAGGGCGUCCUGGACUGGACCGACGAGGAGGUCGUCUCCACGGAUUUCGUGACCUGCAAGGCAUCCUCCAUCUUCGAUGAGAAGGCAGGCAUCUCGCUGAAUGACAAUUUCGUGAAGUUGGUGAGCUGGUACGACAACGAAUGGGGCUACUCCAACCGCCUGGUAGAGCUAGCUAUCCACAUGAAGAAAGUGGAUGGAUGUGAACUGCCUGAAAGAACUGUACCGGAACUCUGUGCGUUCGCGGCUGCGCCCCAUGCCGUGGCCCGCGUUCAAUCUGAGCUUGAAGGAUUGGUCUCCAACUGUAUGGGAAUCAAUGGCUUCGGCCGCAUCGGCCGCUUGGUCUUCCGUGCUGCCUCCGGAAACCCAGAUGCCGAGGUGAAGGCCAUCAACGAUCCCUUUAUGGAUUUGGAAUACAUGGUCUACCAGCUGAAGUACGACAGUGUUCACAAGACCUUUGGAGGCACCAUUGCGGCAAAGAAGGAUGGCGGCAAGGAGUUUCUGGUGGUCAACGGCAAGGAAAUCGCCGUGUUCCAUGAGAAGGACCCAGCUGCAAUCAAAUGGGGCGAGAGCGGUGCAGAGUAUGUCUGCGAGUCUACAGGAAUCUUCACCACUCAAGAGAAGGCUGCCCUGCACAUCGGCGGAGGGGCCAAAAAGGUGAUCAUCAGCGCACCUCCCAAGGAUGCUGUGCCAAUGUACGUCAUGGGCGUGAACCACGAGAACUACAAGAGCACCGACACAGUGGUCUCCAACGCUUCUUGCACCACCAAUUGCUUGGCGCCAUUGACCAAGGUGGUGCAUGAAAACUUCGGCAUCGUUGAGGGCCUGAUGACCACCGUCCACGCCAUGACCGCCACCCAGCUGACGGUGGAUGGACCUUCGCGCGGUGGCAAGGACUGGCGCGGUGGACGUUGCGCCUCUCAGAACAUCAUCCCAUCCUCCACCGGAGCUGCCAAGGCGGUGGGCAAGGUGAUCCCUGACAUGAACGGAAAGCUGACCGGUAUGGCCUUCCGCGUGCCCACGCCGGACGUCUCGGUGGUGGAUCUCACCUGCCGCCUGUCGAAGCCUGCGAAGUACGAGGAGAUCGUGAAGGCCAUCAAGGAUGCAGCAGCAGGACCCAUGAAGGGCGUUCUGGACUGGACGGAUGAGGAGGUGGUCUCCACCGAUUUCGUGACCUGCAAGGCUUCCUCUAUCUUCGAUGAGAAGGCUGGCAUCUCCCUGAACGACAACUUUGUGAAACUGGUGAGCUGGUACGACAACGAGUGGGGCUACUCGAACCGCUUGGUGGAGUUGGCGAUCCAUAUGAAGAAGGUGGAUGGAUGA